AUGGCUCCAUCCAAGCAGCAAGAAGAAGCGUCGAGCGGCAAUCUGCUCACCAUGUUGCUCUCCCAAGCAGCCGAAAUCGACUUUAGCGAUCCCAAUGCUACCGAGGCGGAAAGCAGCAGCAGUAGUGACAAAUCCAACGACCCUACUCGACUACUGGUGCAAGGUUGGGAGAUCAGCAAACUGUUUGCAAUCAUCGAGUUUGCCUUUUUGCAUGCGCACGACGAGCAAGGCAUCAUGGCUGGGCUGGACAUGAUGAGUAGAAAGGAGGCCAUCAAAUCCAUCGUGAGUUUCUCAUGCAGUCGGUUGCUUUUCACACGCUUUGCAGGUGGAGCGGCAGAGGAUCUGCGCGCAUACCUUGUCGACCAUCGAUCCAGGCUGGCUCACACUGCGAGAAACACUCUCACUCGGGCCCUUCAUUGGUCUUUCUUGCAUGUAGAAUGGCGUAUUCCUGUUUGUGGUGAGUGCAUGGAGAGCGAGCGAGCGUGCCAGUCGGGCGGAGCCUUGCAGAUAUCACAUGCUGCAUGGCGCUUGCAAUUUGUGUGUACCCUACCGGUACAGCCAGCCGAUGGUGGAUGGGCGCUUAUGCCCACGCGCACGCGCACGCGCACGUCUCGACAGGUCAAGAAUGCAAAUGGCAAAGAGCAAGAUUUCUUCGUGGACAUGUGAGUGGGGGGGAGCGCAGAGCAGAGCCUGCUUGCUUAUUUCAUGGGCCCUCGAUUGCUGUUGCAUGCAUGGGGCCCAGCGCUUCGGCAUCAUGCACGCAUGCAUGCACCGCCGAGUCUGACAAAGAACGCUCGCAUCGCAUCCCAUCUUUGCCACAAUCUGAUACAUCGCUUGGUGAUCGAUUGGGGAAAAUCCAGGAGAAAGACGGGAACUUUUAAUCUCGAGGCGCCAAAGAAGCCAAAGCCGGAUGUGACCAUUCGAGUGGGAGACAAGGUAAGUCGUGGCGGCAGAAGAAGAAUCGUGAAAACGACGGCAGGGCAGGGGGCCCCGCAACGUAGGGGCCCGUCUUGUUGCAAGUCACAACAGUCGCGAUGUUGCCAUCCGGCCGAAAGACUGGCUUUGACUUUACCCUUGGCUCUUCUGCAUCUGCGCCCCCUUCGUCAGGAUAUGGUGCGUCUCGCCACAGGUCAAAUGAAUCCUCAAGCUGCGUUCCUCAAGGGCAAAUUGAAGGUCAAGGGAAACGUCAUGCUGGGUCUCAGGUGCCAGAACCUCUUGAUGAAAGAAGUCGGCAAGAUGAGCAGACUGUAA
Ceraceosorus bombacis is the source of this 1251-nucleotide messenger RNA. NCBI's taxonomy places the organism in Eukaryota, Fungi, Basidiomycota, Exobasidiomycetes, Ceraceosorales, Ceraceosoraceae. The record is from the annotation of a GenBank genome assembly.